Messenger RNA from Magnolia sinica, 1052 nucleotides. Its product is annotated as cytochrome b5. The coding region runs from base 91 to 492 and encodes 133 amino acids. Gene Ontology annotation, cellular component: membrane; intracellular membrane-bounded organelle. The record is from RefSeq and is a predicted model, not a curated record. NCBI's taxonomy places the organism in Eukaryota, Viridiplantae, Streptophyta, Magnoliopsida, Magnoliales, Magnoliaceae. The transcript is spliced from 3 exons. Gene Ontology annotation, molecular function: heme binding.
GGAGGGAGAGAGAGAGAGAGAGAGAGAGAGAGAGAGAGAGGAGACUUCCAUCUCUUCAACAUUGCGACAUUUUUCUAGAGUGAAAGAGAGAUGCCAACCAUCACAAAACUGUUUUCGUUGAAAGAGGCCUCAGAACACAACAGUAAAGAAGAUUGCUGGGUCAUCGUUUCUGGAAAGGUAUAUGAUGUGACGAAUUAUUUGGAUGAGCAUCCUGGAGGGGAUGAUGUUCUCAUCAAUGCAGCUGGGAAAGAUGCAACUGAUGAAUUCGAAGAUGCGGGCCACAGCAAAAGCGCGAGGGAGCUCAUGCAAGACUAUUGCAUCGGAGAGGUAGACCCAACUCCAAUUAUCCCAGAACUUGAGAUAAUUUCCAAAGAUCAGCCUACCAAUAUCGCCCACGUGCUCAUGGACAAGACCUUGCAGUACUGGGUCUUCCCAGUGGCCAUCGUUGCCAUUUCUGUUGUAGCGGGUUUGUUGUAUUUGCGUAAGAAGUGAACAUGCUUGAAACUCAUAGCCGUUCAUUUACUUCCAUAGGAGGAAUGCACUUGUAGAAGGCCAUCUGGGGCCUGCCUGUACUCCCCACAUAUGCCAACGUCUAUGAGAUCUGGGGUAGCUCAUCAUGUAGUCUGCUUAUCAGGUGGGCCACCCAUAUAAGUUGGAUGUGGACUGUUGAUUAUCUUUUUUUAACUGUCCAUUUCUUAAUUAGUAUGUGGCUAGGACGUAUUAAAGGUGGAGUCCACCUGAUGAACUACCCUGAUCUCAUACAUGUGUGCCCAGUUGGGAUGUGUGGGGGUGUCAUGUCUGGCAACCGCAGAUCUGCUUCUGCAACUAGCAUUCCUUGUGUCAUAGAUAGAGAUACAUCUUUACGGCGUAUGAAAAACACCAAUCAAAAGAAAUUUUGAAAUCAUAACUGAGAGUUGAAUGCCAGUGUACAACGAGUACGAACUCGUGAUUAUGUUGCUAGCCAUGCAUGAAUAUGGGUCUUGAUUUAUGCAUUCAUAAACACAUAUAUGAACAAAGAUAAUAACAUACAUGCAUGGGCAUUAUCAUCAUCA